This is a messenger RNA of Perca fluviatilis (European perch), 7889 nucleotides long. Its product is annotated as c-Maf inducing protein. The coding region runs from base 630 to 3080 and encodes 816 amino acids. NCBI's taxonomy places the organism in Eukaryota, Metazoa, Chordata, Actinopteri, Perciformes, Percidae. The record is from RefSeq and is a predicted model, not a curated record. The transcript has 21 exons. Gene Ontology annotation, cellular component: cytosol; nucleoplasm.
AUCGGCGGCGGCGCUGCUGGAGAGUGCUGGCUCCUUUACACCCAGAUAGGGGGGAGAAAAAGACUGAAUAAAAGGAAACCGUGCCAGUGAGCCUGUUAUGACCACGAAAUCUCACGGAGGAGCCUAGAGCCGCCGCCAUUGGAUAGUUCCUCCGUGUUUCCUCAGUACUCCCAUGCGUUCCUCGCUGUGGAUUAUUGUGUUUGGCGCUGGGGCGGACGGAGUGGAUCAGGCCAUGGCCCUAACAGAUUGAAUAGCUCGGUGGUGUUGGUGGUGGUGGUGGUGGUGGAGCAGGAGGAGGGGGCUGGAGGCGAGACGCGCACCGUGGAGACAAUUUAUGGGGCAUUGUGCGGGGAGAAAAAUGGUGGAUUAUUUUCACUGUAUCAUAAAAACCUCCCCCCGUCUGGAUACCCUGCCAUAAGACGCCUGCCUUGGCCGUGUCUACUGUAACUCAGGUCGUGUUCUAGCGGUUGGUAGGUAGGUAAACCUUCCCCUCUCCAGCUCGAUCCGAACGACCUUAUCUAUUUGUAUUUUUUUAUAUACAUGAAGGAUUCGUGUAGCGGGUCGACGCCUUCGCCCUCCCCUCCCUAAGAGCAACAUUUGGAAACAAUAAACUGUUGGAUUACUGAACUAUGGAUUUCAACGGCGGCGGCGGCGGCGGGGGGGCCAACGAGCUGCACAACAACCAGUUUUAUCAGUGCGAGGAGAACAAGCCUCUGCUGGGGGAGAUGUCGGAGGGGAAUAAUAACAGCAAGCUGAGCGCAGGGCCGUGCAAGAGAAGCCUGCACCACUGCAGCAGCAGCGGGAUGCGAUACAAGCUGCUGCACGAGGGGGACAUCCAGGUAUGCGUGGUCAAACACCCCCGCACCUUCCUCAGCAAGAUCCUCACCUCCAAGUUCCUGCGGAGAUGGGAACCUCACCACCUCGCGCUCACAGACAGCAGCCUGACCUCGGCCACCCCCACUGGUUAUAUGGAGACGUCACUGUCCUACAGCUCUAUAGAGGACCUGCAGCUCCUCUCAUGGGACAACGCUCCAAAGUACUGUGUCCAGCUCAGCUUCCCUGGUGGAACCGUCCUGCUGCAGGCUGCAAACAGCUACUUAAGGGACCAGUGGUUUCACUCCCUGCAGUGGAAGAAAAAGAUCUACAAGUACCGCAAGGUCCUGAACAACCCGAGUCGCUGGGACGUGGUGCUGAAGGAGAUCCGAGCGCUGGUGGACAUGGCUCUGACCUCGCCGCUGCAGGACGAGUCCAUCCACCAGGCCCCUCUGCACAUCAUCUCCACCCUGCUGGCUGAGAACUCUAACCUCAGCCCUCAGGAUCAUGAGAACAUCAUUGUUGCCAUUGCUCCUCUUCUGGAAAACAACCACCCUCCACCUGACCUGUGCGAGUUCUUCUGUAAGCACUGUCGGGAGCGGCCGCGGUCCAUGGUCGUGAUUGAAGUGUUCACGCCCGUGGUCCAGAGAAUCCUCAAACAUAACAUGGAUUUUGGAAAGUGCCCUCGACUGCGUCUCUUCACUCAGGAGUACAUCCUGGCUCUCAACGAGCUGAAUGCUGGGAUGGAAGUUGUCAAGAAGUUCGUCCACAGCAUGCACGGGCCAACAGGGCAGUGCCCACACCCACGGGUCCUGCCAAACCUUGUGGCAGUUUGUCUCGCUGCGAUUUAUUCCUGUUAUGAGGAGUUCAUCAACAGUCGGGACAACUCCCCCAGCCUGAAGGAGAUCAGAAAUGGCUGCCAGCAGCAGAAUGAUCGCAAACCCCCAAUGCCGCUCCGUCUGCUGCGCCCUGAGCCUCCAACACCGCCUCCCGCCACCCUCCUACCCCUCUCCACCAAUCCCAGUCCUCCUCAGCCACCUCUGCCCGCCCCCCUUUCAAACCCUGCCCCGUCCAUUCCCAUCUCCUCCCUGACGCCCUCCCUGCCCCUCUCACCUCCUCCCUCCGUUGUCAACUCCAGCGAGAUCCUGGUGGAGCUGGAGCGAAACAACAACUCGGCCAACACCAGGCGGAAGGGCGAGCAGUCGGGGGGCGACAGCGAACCCAACCUCAUCGACUGUCUGCUGGUCAGCCCGGCCGUCAACACUCUGUCCAUCCAGCUGCCAGCGCAGGCCGACCGAGUGCUGGGCUGCUUCGCUCUCAUCCUCAAGAUGCUAUCGGGCUACGAUGACUGGAGACCUGCUCUUGCCAGCCUGUUGCAGCCCAUCCCCUUCCCUAAAGAGGCCCUUGCACAUGCCAAAUUCACAAAGGAACUGAAAUAUGUUAUUCAGAGGUUUGCUGAGGACCCGAGGCAGGAGGUCCAUUCCUGCCUACUCAGUGUGCGUUCAGGUAAAGAUGGCUGGUUCCAGCUCUACAGUCCAGGAGGCGUGGCCUGUGAUGACGAUGGCGAGCUGUUUGCCAGUAUGGUUCAUAUCUUGAUGGGCUCCUGCUAUAAGACCAAGAAGUUCCUGCUCUCUCUGGCUGAAAACAAGCUGGGUCCCUGCAUGCUGCUGGCCCUACGCGGAAACCAGACCAUGGUGGAGAUCCUGUGUCUGAUGCUGGAGUAUAACAUCAUUGAGAACAAAGACACCCAGCUGCAGAUCAUCUCCACCCUGGAGAGCACCCAGGUGGGCCUCCGCAUGUACGAGCAGCUCUGCGACCGACAGAGAGAGCUCAAAGAACUGCAACGGAAAGGAGGCCCCACCCGGCUGACUCUGCCUUCAAAGUCCACGGAUGCAGACCUUGCCCGCCUGUUGAGUUCAGGUUCUUUUGGGAACUUGGAGAACCUGAGCCUGGCCUUCACCAAUGUCACCAGUGCCUGUGCCGAGCAGCUCAUCAAGCUGCCUUCACUCAAACAGCUCAACCUCUGGUCCACACAGUUUGGGGAUGCAGGGUUAAGGUUGUUAUCCGAGCAUCUGGCCUGUCUUCAGGUUCUGAACCUGUGUGAGACUCCCGUCACUGAUGCUGGUCUGCUGGCUCUCAGUUCCAUGAAGAGUCUGUGCAGUCUGAACAUGAACAGCACCAAGCUCACAGCUGACACAUACGAGGACCUCAAGGCCAAACUGCCCAACCUGAAAGACGUGGAUGUUCGGUACACAGAGGCCUGGUGAUCAACCACGCUCAACCACAACCCUCACACAUAACCACACACACACACACACACACACACACACACACACAUAUACAUAUACACACACUUCACACAGGCUGAGAUACAUUACAUAACAAUUGUGUUGUGAUGUCACCUCCAUCGCCGCCCAUCAUUAGACCAGGAACGCUGACAUCAUCCCAGCGCGAGGAUCACCUAACAAGAACAUCUCUGACACGUUUGCGUCAGAGGAGGAGCCUUCAUCAUCCUCAUCAUCAUCAUCACCAGGAAGCAACCGUCUCGCCAGCAUCACUUUUUUUGUUUUCUAAAUGAGAAAUCUUUCUGGACCUCGCCGCUCCCCUUACCCUCUGUCACCAAUGUUCCAAGAACCGUAUGAUCAGAGGACAUGCAAGGAGCCGUUACAUUAGACAUAAGGGACACUUUUCUCUGUCUUUCUUCAUCUUUUGCCCUGUCUUUCAUAUAUGGUCCCUCAGUUUUCAGAUUCGGUCUAAAGUCCAGCUCUCCGGCCCGCCUCUGUGUGUCUGUGUCGUGAGGAAGAACCUGAGCCUUCGUCUCUUUUUCUCUCUCCAGCCCUUGUGCGAUUGAAGGCUGGACACAGCAGCUCACAUUCCAGUUCUUCUCCAACCUGAUCCCCGAUGUAGCUCUCCAAAACAGACGUGUUGAACUGUUGAAUUUCCUCAGUCCUCGCUCACGAAUCGCACACUUUGGCUUCGGUUUUCAUGUUCCAAUUCUGGUCUCUUCAAGUCUUUCAUUUGGGAAAAUGAGGUGCUACCUCUGAGAAAAGAAGAGUUGCAAGACUGUGCCUAUUCCACUUACAUGACACAUUCUCUCUCUCACACACACACACACACACACACACACACAAAAAGGAAGAAAACAAAAAAAAUGGUUUUUAUCAACUUGAAUGAACAUAUUUUUUCAGACAUCUGUGCUUUCAUAUAUUGUGUGUUUCUAAAUAAAAACAUAUGUAUGAAGAUAACCCCCAGUGAUGACAUUUCAGAAACAUUUCGGGAACUCUGCAGGAAAGUUAAACGGCGAUGGGAACAUUUGUUUCCUUUUUCAUUCGUUUCAGCGUACAUACUGAGGAUCUCCCAUUACUAUUUAAUAAGACAGUUGUGUAGCAGUAGCUGGGUGGUCUGGGACUGCCUAAUAUUUAUAAUUUGUGUCUUUAAAAACCUCCUUUACUCUUGUCUCUCCUGGAUUAUGUCCUGACAGUCAUGAAGUACACAAGCCCUGUUGUCUUAUUUUUUUUUGUAUUACUAUUAUUAUUUUUUUUUUUUGCAAAAUACAACACAAGAAGCCAACUAAGAGGGCAGCCAUACAUGGAUCUCUGUGCACCAUGCCAUGGUGGUAACGUAGACCUGUAUAGUGGACUGCAGUCCUUCUGAAGGUGGACCUGUAAACAAGACCCAUCACCAGCUGAGAGUUGUAUAUUUUCAUAUCCUCCGCUAUUUUUGGCUCUUUUUGAGACGGUUUCUGAGAAGAAGAAAGGACACAUGCCAAACAUUGUCAUCGAAUUUAGUUUUUUAGUUUUGUGCGCACUUGUUUCUUCAGGCCAACCCGAGUGUGGUUUCAGUACUGCUUGGUGUAUCAAGUGGAACCUGUCAGGACCUGCCUGUGGACACUGACCCCUGCUGAGGUCAGGGUAAAGAGUCUCAGUGCCUCUAGUGGAGCUGUGGAUGAGUUGCCUAUUGUUAUCUGUCACACCGCCUGUUUUUGAAUUGUUCUGCUGUAUUUAUAUUACGCCAUAAUACAUGGGGGACAUUUUUAGGCUGUUGGGAUGAAUCAUUCUCAUCACAGGAUGGGACUAAAUUAUUGUACAUAUUCUCUCACAAUGGGCUAUAAGGGACAAAAGAUUGGAAAAAGGGCCCCUUUCUGCCAUAUUUGCCCCAUCUACAUUCCCUUAAAAUGUUGCCAUGUAUUGUGGUAACUGUCCAGAUCUCUUUUUCCUCUCUGUCUAGCUCUGGGUUUGGGUUGGUUUUUCUUGGCCCUAGAAAAAAACACAAGACAAGUCAGAUUUCCACCCUUUUUUUUCCCCCAGUCGGCCUCUCUCUGACUGCAUCCAUCCAUUUUAUUUAUUUGUGUCGACCUGCAGAAUGCUUGGGAUGUUUGUUGUAUGCAGGCAGAAGCUGCAGCAGAGGACAGGAUGCCGUCCACUAUAAGAUGCUUUGUUUCCUAUUUAUUGGGUACCCUGACGGUUUGGCCUGUAGACUCGGUCUGUGUACGGCCGUCUUUGGGCCUGGCUUUAGGACCUCAUGCUCUCGUUCAUAUCCUGUAUGAUGUAUAUACGAGUGUAUAUAGUCGUCUUCUCCCUUCUUCUCUUUGAACCAUUUUUGUCUUCUUCAUCCUUUUCUCCGUUUCUCUCGGCCUCCCUUAUUGGCAGGCUGGUGUUGCCUUCAUCUUAUGUAUGUGUGGUUGUUGUUUUUUUUCACACAAAGUGCACUGUAAUCUAACAAAUCCUGUUUUCAUAAUAUCUUUCAAUUUUCCGACAUCUUUUGAUUUGAUCACUUUAAUCAUACGUUUGUUUUGUUUAAUUUUUUUGCAUGUACAUGUUGCUGCCUCAUCUGGUAUUUUUAUUUUGUAAUUUUGUUUUAUAAAAGGUUUGAAAUAUGAUAAAGGGUCUGAUCACUAUCUCAAUGAGGUUAAGGACUGAAAUGGAGAGAUCCCAUCUAAAGAUUUUCUGAUUGGUUGUUGCCAGGAUCUACCCAUAUGUCCUGACGGAUCCUAUUGGUCGAUAUUGAUUUUCCAAAAAAGCCAAUACCAAUACUGGUACUGUUGGACUGAUGCUACUCCUAGUUGAAAUUUAAUCAUUUAAGUUUGUCUAUUGUCAUGUAUAAAAUAAUACUCCUGCCAGGUAAUCAUAUCCCAGGUGGACCACACUGACUGACCAUUAUCAAAUCAGCCAACUGAGAAUUCAGUUGUAACUUUACUGUAGUUUUUGUUUUAACCCUAAUGUAUUCUAAGUCUGAAUGUUUUAAAAGAAUAGUUUGACAUUUAGAAAAAUAGGCUUACUGGCUUUUUGGAUGAAAGACUGAUGAGAUUUAUAAUGUCAUGUCCAUAUCCAUUUAAUAUGAAGCUACAGUCAGCAUCCGCUUAGCUUAGUAGAAAGACUGGAAACUGUCCCAAGCUAACAAAAUCCUACCCGCAUCUCUAAAACUUCCAUAUUAUAUCUUGUUUUGUUUAACAAAAACAAAGUGAAAAAAUCGUCUCUGCUCGUCAUAGUGAUGACGACUCCAGGAAGUCAAGGAAUAGCCCCGAAUCCAACAACGUGUUGUUUGUUUUAGUGAGAUUUAGAGGUGCUGGUAAGGUUACCUUCCAACUAGUCUAUAUCAUUCACGUUUCAUUCACGUGAUAGCUCCGGUUCCGCUGGAUGUCCCACACCUAACAACCCAACCCUAACCCUAACCCUCGGUCUUUGUGUUGGCGUUCUAAACUCCGAUCGAUUCGAGCUACAACCGACAACCUCUUGCUUUGGCUGCAUCCGGUGCUUAGCGCCGCCCGAGAGGAUUGGGAUUGGUUUAUAGGGGUGGGAAUCACCAGAGGCCUCACGAGACGUUAUCAUCACGAUACCUAUGUCACGAGACGAUAGUAUUGCGAUUUUAAACAUAUUGCAAUAUUCUGCGAUAUAGUUUGCAAUGUAAUACCGUUUUUCCAACUUCAAAUUUUUCCCAAUUUCAAAUUAUGUCCCCAAAAGGUAACUUUGUUAAUAUCCGCUUCAUCUAAAAAGAUACAUUUCUCUGUUUCUUCAUCUCCCUUCAAGUUUAUUGCUGCAAAAUGGGAUUGUCAAGCAGACAAGCUGACCAACACAUAUAGAUAUGUAUAUGUAUAAUAGAUCCAUGUUUGGCGUCUGUGUAGCGAUACAGUAUUGCCAAGGAAAAUAUUGCGAUAUUAUGCUGUAUUGAUUUUAUUCCCCCACCCCUAUUGGUUUAAAGAAAUGCCAAUAAACCAGAUCACGUUUUUCUCCCAUCCCAGAAUGCUGUGUGGACUAGCCAGACCCUCCUCCGCAGGGCUGUGGAGGAAGGUUUGGCAAUGCAAGACUACUUUCUGACAAAGACAGGCUAGCUGGUUCCCUGUUUCCAGUCUUAAUGCUAAGAUAAGCUAACUCGCUGCUGGCAUUAAUCUUCUCAUCCAACUUGGCAUGAAAGCAAACUUUUCCUUCAAAGAAGUGGCCAGUCUUGUCACUGAACUCGUCCCACAGGUUUUUGGCCAUGAUGAGCUGCCGCUAGUCCAAACUGGGAGCCUGGGGGCCAUCAUGUUGAGGUUAUCAUGGAAGGUUUUUGUAUUACUGUAGAACAUGUAACGGUUGAAUAGAAGCACCUCUUCUGUUCUGCCGUGUCUCCGUAUCCUGUGGAGCUCACUGUGCUUUGCUUUCUGUUUCCCAUCUUGAUUCCUCCCUCCUGUCCAUUAGCUCUCUGAUAUCUCUGUUAUUAUUAAGAGUUUCUACCGUGUCCAAGAUGUGUACAGCUGUGCUCGAGUCUUAACAGAAGGAACGGGGUCAGAUGUGACACAGACUGACAAAUCUGACAGACUGAAAAAAAAACUCUAUUUCCCAUAAUUCCUUGUAGUAAAAACAUUUUUUGGCAGCUGGGAAAGGGCCCCCCAUCAUGUUUCUCUCUCUUUUCAGUCUUUCUCCGCAUUGAUCUGCUUCUCCUGCUGGGUCAUUAUUAUUAUUAUUAUUAUUAUUAUUAUUAUUGCUGCUGCUGCUGCUAUGUGGCUGUUGUAAUAAAAAUACAAAAGAUCUUCAACAGGAAAAAUAACAACUAUGAUGUGAAAUAAUUUCAAUCAAAAAUAAAUUGUCUGUGAAUAUGUU